GGUUUCGGUUCGGUUUACAAUUCGAACCGGAUCGUGGGCAGGUUGAAGAUCAAUCUGUAGUCCAGCUUACUAGUCAACCCCUCAACCAAAAACGAGAAAAUUAAAAGGCUCAAGCUUUGUUACUGGAGGAUUCAUUUUAUGCAUGCUCGGAAAUGGCUGGAGGAGUGAACAGGAAGAUAUCUGCGGCUUCCGCUAGAGCUCACACUAGACGAGCUAAGCAAAACAAUUCUCUUAAGCUUCCUCCUGGGGUUUUUUCAAAAAUACUAUUGCUCUUGCUUGUGGGGAUUUUGGCUUGGGCAUAUCAAGUGAUCCGACCUCCUCCACCCAAGAUUUGUGGUUCACCAGAUGGGCCUCCUGUUACAGCAUCAAGAAUAAAGCUUAGAGAUGGGAGACAUUUGGCCUACAAAGAGCACGGUGUCACAAGAGAUCUGGCCAAGUUUAAAAUUAUUGUUGUCCAUGGUUUUCGUGCUUGCAGACACAAUCCUUCUGUUGCCAAUCAUCUUUCACCGGAAAUUGUCAAAGAAUUAGGGGUCUACCUUGUGUCAUUUGACAGACCAGGUUAUGGAGAGAGUGAUCCUCAUCCAAAACGAACAUUGAAAAGUUUAGCUUUAGAUAUUGAAGAACUUGCCGAUCAACUGGGACUUGGAUCCAAAUUCUAUGUAAUUGGCUAUUCCAUGGGGGGCGAGUUGACUUGGAGCUGUCUCAAGUACAUUCCUCACAGGCUAGCAGGUGUAACACUAUUAGCUCCAGUUAUUAACUACUGGUGGCCUGGUUUUCCUGCAAACCAAUCUAAUGAAGCCUACAACCAACAAUUUGCACCAGAUCAGUGGGCUCUCCGUGUUGCCCACUACACCCCGUGGCUAACCUAUUGGUGGAAUACUCAAAAGUGGUUCUCUGGUUCUACUGUUAUGGCUAGUAGUCCUGAUCUUUUCUCUCACCAAGACAAAGAAGUUUUAGCAAAGCUUUCAAUGGAAAAGAGUUACAUGGAAUAUAUGACACAGCAAGGAGAAUAUGAAUCCCUCCAUCGUGACAUGAUGAUUGCAUUUGGCAGCUGGGAAUUCGAUCCUAUGGAUCUGGAUAAUCCAUUCCCUAAUAAUGAAGGUUCUGUUCAUCUAUGGCAAGGAGAUGAAGAUCGUUUUGUUCCUGUUAUGUUGCAGCGCUACAUCGCUCAACGACUUCCCUGGAUUCACUAUCAUGAGCUACCUGGUUCUGGGCACUUGUUUCCUUUCAUUGAUAGGAUACCUGAUAAGAUUAUAAAGGCAAUGUUAACAGAAGAGUAGUGAACUUUCACAUUGUUAAUGUACUAUCUCAGGUCAGAUCUUUUGUUGUUAUCUUCUGUUGUCCGAGCUAAUGAUUUGAAGUCUCUAUGUCUUGUUUUUGUUAUGUAUGAUAAAUUUUGUUCUAGUGUCUUACAAUUGAAUAUCUGGGAUUUUUAUUUGGAUUUGAA
Molecule: messenger RNA, 1447 nt
Organism: Manihot esculenta (cassava)
Lineage: Eukaryota; Viridiplantae; Streptophyta; Magnoliopsida; Malpighiales; Euphorbiaceae
Exons: 6
Coding region: 153-1280 (375 amino acids)
Source: RefSeq, a predicted model, not a curated record